Brugia malayi is the source of this 2841-nucleotide messenger RNA. Its product is annotated as Tudor domain containing protein 1, putative. Lineage: Eukaryota; Metazoa; Nematoda; Chromadorea; Rhabditida; Onchocercidae. Bases 1 to 2841 code for a protein of 946 amino acids. The transcript has 16 exons. The record is from RefSeq and is a predicted model, not a curated record.
AUGGUUAUGAAGAGUGCAUCCUCGCCAGUUGUUGCAAAAAAAGACAAAAAUGAUAAUUUUAUGUUUGCGCCUUUUCAAAUUACGUCAGGGCGAGAGUUUGCUGCACGUGUAACCGAGAAAUUAGCUGAUAAUAUCUACCUGAUGAGAGAUACGGAACAAUUGGCUAUUUUAUACCAGUAUGUGGUACGUCCAAUAAAACGUUUAUCGCCGUCAAUGUAUCUUUGUGGUUAUCCUGAAGUGGCGUGCAUUGCUCGCGUUGCACGACCAUGUAAUUUACCUAGAGUGAGUCGCUCUCGGCUUUACAGAGCAUUGGCUAGUCAAUUCAAUACGGAAGAUGGGACAUGUUCAGCUUUCCUUGUUGAUUAUGGACAACACGUUGUUUGCGAUUCCUUUGCAAUAUACGAUCUUUGUGGACAACCAUCAGAUGUACUGAAAAUACCAAUAGCAGCAUUCAAAUUUGGGAUCAUAAAAGAACAAAGUCAAAGUUUGCAAAAUCUGGAAGUCGAUAAGGAAUACGUUGUAUGCAUAACAACAUUUGCUGAUGAUGGCAUUUAUUGGGGGAAAGUUGUGCAAGGAACACAACCUUUGGCAACACAAAAAACUCAUGCUGCUACAAAUAUGGAUGAUAUCUAUUGUGAUGAGAUUGACGAUAUGACUAUACCGUCGAUUGAACAAUCGAUCAAAAUUUCAGAAGAAAAAUUGCGCGAAAAAAACGAGAGACUACAAAUUGAAAGGGAAUUGCUUGAGAUGAGAAAAUCAAAAUUUGAGCAAGAUUGGACAUUACAAACUCUGCAGUUGCAAUUUGCUACCGUUUUGAAAAGAUUGAACACAAUAUCGAUGCCUUUUGCUCCUGCCUCAGCUAAUACCUGCAAUUCAUUUCCGAAUCUCACAUCUUUACCAGUACAAACUGAAAAUGGCUUAAAUCCUAAUACGAGUAAUUGGAAUCCAUACUCUUCAUUCCCUGUAUGUCAGGACUGGGCACAGGCUGGAACAAUAAAUCCGUCACUAUGUGCUACUUUACCGAACAAUUUAUCGUUUAAUCCAGUGGCAGUUCAGCAACUACCUCCAGUAUAUCCAAAUCAACAUGAAAGGAAUAUGCAUACUCGUGCUACGACUCAAAUAAUGAAUCCCUGUUCAAUGUAUCCUAAUGCUGGCGAUUUUUUUGAAACAUUUAAUCAUUCAGUACCAUUGAAUACUCGAGAAAGCACACAACCAUCAUCGCCCACCUCAACUUUGGCUUCGCAGAAUGCAGGAAUUUGCCAUUUUCGACCUAGCGAUAGCGAAAUAUCAGCAAUGGUUAAUGGGGAUUUAAACAAUAACUUUCAGCAACAAGAAUAUAAGCCGAAGCCAAAGCAGACUCUGUCACGCAAAACACAGUAUGGUCAACCACCGACUUAUGUUCUGAACGAGUACUACAGUAUGACUGGCUUGAAAACAUCAACUGGUAUACAACAGCAGACAUCAACAAAACAACAACAUGAGUUUACAAAUGAUUUAGCGGGCAGAGGAUACGCUAUCCAACAUAUUGAAAAAAAAUCAGAAAAGGGUGAUCGAUUAAAUUCUAAUGGCGCUGGAUAUUUUUCACCAGAACCUAUUUCACUUUAUGAUAUGCAAGAGAAAGCAUUAUACAUACAUCGUUCACGUGAUAGAAAUGGUUAUCUGAUGCAAGAAACAGAACGACAGUAUGCACCAGCAAUCUCGCAUUGCGUACCAGUAAUAUCGCAAUGCGCACCAGUGAUAUCGCAGUGUGCACCAGCAGUAUCGCAGUGCGCACCAAUAAUGUCGCAGUGUGCACCAAUAAUGUCGCAGUGUGCACCAACAGUAUCGCAGUGCGCACCAAUAAUGUCGCAGUGUGCACCAACAGUAUCGCAGUGUGCACCAACAGUAUCGCAGUGUGCACCAACAGUAUCGCUGUGUGCACCAAUACUGUCGCAGUAUGCACCAGCAGCAUCGCAGUGCGCACCAAUAAUAUCGCAGUGCGCACCAAUAAUGUCGCAGUGUGCACCAACAGUAUCACAAUGCGCACCAAUGAUAUCGCAGUGUGCACCAACAGUAUCGCAGUGUGCACCAAUACUGUCGCAGUAUGCACCAGCAGCAUCGCAGUGCGCACCAAUAAUGUCGCAGUGCGCACCAGCAAUUUCGAAUUUUAGAAAUGCUACAAUAUGUGGUGCUUUAGAUGAGGAUGAAGAUAAUCAAAACGUGGCCAACCUUAAGGCGGAUGAUUUGUCAGCGUUUAAAUUCAGUGACCACUAUUUGAUUAAAUCCCUAAAAUAUGAGUCCUAUGUGCCAUAUAUAGAAGUGGUUGAACAGGCAGUAUAUACUGUAAAAAGAAGCGAUGAUGAUUGGUCAAAUCAAAAUUGGCCACUAUUCUUUGUGCAAAUUCAGGAAGAUAAGCUAUUGGAUAUUAUUGAUCAGUAUUUGGAUUGUUUGACAGCUGUUGAACCAUUACCAAGAAAAGAUAUCAAACUUGGAACUCUUUGCGUUUCAUAUUGUCAUGCAUUUCAAGCAAUGUUUCGUGCAGUAAUUACAGCAAUAUACGAUACGAAUGUAGAAGUGCAUUAUAUUGAUUAUGGUAAUUAUGAGAGGGUUACUUAUAAUGAUCUUCAUUCAAUCGAUGAUUUGCCUGAAAUAACAAAAAAGCAUCCUGCUAUGGGAAUUCCAUGCUUACUGGUAAAUGUGGAUAAUAUCAAUACAGGCUUGAAUAUUUACACGGAUAAUAGCCUAUUACAUUUUAUGAAUGCUGUUUCAUGUGAAAAACCGUUUUUCAAAUUGAAAUUUCUUCGUAAACGAACUGAUAAUGUGAUGGUUGUCGAGUUGAUAGAUGAUAAUGGUAACUCGUAA